This is a messenger RNA of Hordeum vulgare subsp. vulgare (domesticated barley), 2342 nucleotides long. Its product is annotated as BTB/POZ domain-containing protein At5g03250-like. The record is from RefSeq and is a predicted model, not a curated record. Lineage: Eukaryota; Viridiplantae; Streptophyta; Magnoliopsida; Poales; Poaceae. Gene Ontology annotation, molecular function: protein binding. The transcript has 4 exons. The coding region runs from base 206 to 2137 and encodes 643 amino acids.
UGCGCAAGCGCGCAGCAACCCAUCUCCCUCCGCUGCCCAUAAAUCCUUGCGCGCACCCUUCCCUCGGCUUCCGUUUCCUCAAAAGACCACCCUCCAGAUCCACUAGACAGAGACCCUCUCCCUCCCCCGGGGUGGCGCCUGGCUCAGUCCGAGAGAAGAAGGCCUAGAUCCGCUGGCCUAGGUUGAAUAAUUCUGGGAGGAGAAGAUGGUGAUCAUGAAGCUGGGCUCCAAGCCGGACAUCUUCGUCCUCGAAGGCCUCACAUGGAGAUGCAUGACCGAGCUCGAGAGUGAUGUCGUCGUCGAAGUAGGAGACGUGUCCUUUUAUCUUCACAAGUUCCCGCUGCUGAGCCGGAGCGGCGUGCUGCAGCGUCUGAUCAGCGAGUACCACCCGGCGUCGGACGGCGGCAUGUGCACGCUGCAGCUGGACGACAUCCCGGGCGGCGCCAAGGCGUUCGAGCUGGCGGCGCGCUUCUGCUACGACGUCAAGAUCGAGCUCAACGCGCUCAACGUGGUGUGCCUCCGGUGCGCCGCCGAGUACCUGGGCAUGACGGACGAGUACGCGGAGGGCAACCUGAUCGCGCAGGCCGAGUCGUUCCUCGCCGACGUGCUCGCCAACUGGAAGGACUGCGUCAGGGCGCUGGAGACCUGCGAGGGCGUGCUCCCCACCGCCGAGGACCUCCACAUCGUCCCCCGCUGCAUCACCGCGCUCGCCUCCAAGGCCUGCGCCUCCGACGCCGCCGCCUGGUCCACGCACGGCGCCAAGAACGCCGCCAGCCUCGACAGGGACGCGCUCUGGAACGGCAUCGGCUCGGGCGACACGCCGCGCGCCGCCGCCUCGGCCAUGGACUGGUGGUACGAGGACGUGUCGCUCCUGAGCCUGCCCAUGUUCAAGCGGCUGAUCCAGGCCAUGGAGGCCAAGAGCAUGCGCGCCGAGAGCAUCGCCGGCGCCAUCAUGUUCUACGCGGGGCGGCUCCUCCCGGGCCUCAAGCGCAGCGCCAGCUUCAGCAACGCCAGCUUCGCGGACUACGUCGGCGGCGCCGGCAGCCGUAGCGCCACCCCGCGCUCCGCCACCGCCAGCCUCUCCGGGACGUCCGAGGGCGACCAGAGGUACUUCCUGGAGGAGAUCGUGGCGCUGGUGCCGACCAAGAAGGGCGUCACCUCCACCAAGUUCCUGCUCGGGCUGCUCCGCACGGCCAUGCUCCUCCACGCCAGCCCGCUGUGCCGGGAGAACCUGGAGCGGCGCAUCGGCGCGCAGCUGGAGGACGCCUCCCUCGACGAUCUGCUGGUGCCCAACCUCGGCUACACCGUGGAGACGCUGUACGACAUCGAUUGCGUGCAGAGGAUACUGGACUACUUCAUGUCGUCGAUGGACGGGCUGGGGACCGGGUACACGUCGCCGGCGCUGGCGGAGGAGGGCAGCCAGCUGGGGCUGCCCCAGGCCGCGACGCCGCCCGCCGUGGCUCCGAUCGCCAUGGUGGCCAAGCUCAUGGACGGGUACCUCGCGGAGGUGGCGCCGGACACCAACCUCAAGCUGCCCAAGUUCCAGGCGCUCGCCGCCGUGGUGCCCGACUACGCGCGGACCGUCGACGACGGCAUCUACCGCGCCAUGGACAUAUACCUCAAGUCGCACCCGUGGCUGUCGGAGUCGGAGCGGGAGCAGCUGUGCCGGCUGAUGAACUGCCAGAAGCUGUCGCUGGAGGCGUGCACGCACGCGGCGCAGAACGAGCGGCUGCCGCUGCGGGUGGUGGUGCAGGUGCUCUUCUUCGAGCAGCUGCGCCUCCGCACCUCCAUCGCCGGGUGGUUCUUCGUGUCGGACAACGCGGCGGCCACCGACGGCGCUCACCCGCACCACCCGAGCAACGCCGGCGCCAUCGUCCCCAAGGGCAGUGCGGUCGUGGACAGCGGCAUGGCCGGUCAGGACGACGCCGUCGCCAUGACGUGCACGCCCGAGGGGAAGGGAGGGGAGGCCAUCACGGACGUGAGGGCGCGGGUGUCGGAGCUGGAGAAGGAGUGCGUGACCAUGAAGCAGGAGAUCCGGCGGCUCGGGAAGCCCCGGAGGUCGUGGAGCAUCCUCACCAGGAAGUGCGGCUUCGGGGCCAAGGUGCAGCAGGCGCAGCCUGCCAUGAGCGGCAAAUAGAGAGAGGCGCCGCAAAAAGUACGAAAUCUCAGCUCACGCUAGAGUUAUAGAUUCGUCUCCCAUUUCACUUGUUCAAAACGGCAUAGUUCUUUCAUUCUUAAAUUAACGCUAGAUGGCUAUAUUUAACGGACUAGAUAUAUAUAGUGUAAUGCAAUAAGAUUCUUCAGCUCUGUAUGGUGCGAAAUAAACUAGUUUUAGCACUUCA